Molecule: messenger RNA, 249 nt
Organism: Brenthis ino (lesser marbled fritillary)
Lineage: Eukaryota; Metazoa; Arthropoda; Insecta; Lepidoptera; Nymphalidae
Source: the annotation of a GenBank genome assembly
AUGGGUGGUAGUGCGAUAUUAUCUGUGGCGGGCGCGGCGCCAUCUGUCGGGCAGAUGCCGCUGACGUCACGCGAAGCCCCGCAGGCCACCGGAGCCGGCACGCGCCACAUCUCCCUCCGACAGCUGAUCCAUCCUGAUUUUGUUCUUGAAGUUGCUGCAGAAGCUGACGACACGUUAGGCUCAGUUUGUGGUGACCCUACUUGUGCCAGCAGUCGCGGGUUCGAGUCCCGCUGCGGGCAUUCAUUUGUG